This is a messenger RNA of Symbiodinium pilosum, 1020 nucleotides long. NCBI's taxonomy places the organism in Eukaryota, Dinophyceae, Suessiales, Symbiodiniaceae. The record is from the annotation of a GenBank genome assembly.
AUGAGCGACCUGCUAGAUAGGUGCCGGGCGCACCUGAGUCUGGUAGGCUUCGGCCCCCGUGAAAUGGCUACUCUGGAUGUCAACGAUAGUGGUGACAUUGCUACGCAGAUAGCAUGCGAACUGAACAUCAUCCCAAGCCAAGAAUUGGAGGAUGCUAUCGUUGACUGGAUACAGGAAGCUCGCGAGCCCGCGAGGACGGCUAUGCGACUGGAAGGAGUCCUUGCGAGCGAUAUAGAGUGGAACCGCCUCCAAGAGAGACGGAGGUUUGGCCCGGCUAUGGCUCCAGAGCCAGCACCCCCUCCGGGGGACAAGAUAAGGAAGCUAGAGCUCACUGGGCUUGAGCUCCAGGUGCGAGAGGAGAAGCUCCUCGAUAUGUGGGCAAAGAAGCUUCGAGACGAGCUCCAAGCUAGUUCCGCCCCCGUGCUGGUGAAACUAGAAGGCAGCCUGGACCCUUCACGGGCUGCUGAGAUGAUAGCGGGGAGGAUCCGCUCCAGUACUCUAAAAAGAUACGUGAUAGUAUACCAGAGGUGGCGGCUAUGGCUGCAAGAGGCUAAGCUACUAUCGCCACCGAGCAGGCCGGUGGAUCUGGUGGACUAUCUGCUAGUGCGAAGGGACGAGCCUUGUGGACGCUCGGGCCGGAUAGCCUGGGCUACAAAAGAUAAAAUCAUCGAGAUGCUCGCUGAAGGGGCCCCGCUCAUCAAGCGAGCCCCCCGCUAUCCGACGUGGAUUCUGUUGAAGAUAGACAGACUGGUGACGGAUGCGGAGGAGAUAGCCUGCAUCCGGAUAUGGGCUUGGAUAAAGCUCGUGAAAACUUGGGCCUCUUUGAGAUGGUCCGAUAUCCAAGCAAUAAAGCCUGAAGAGCUACGUCUGGAAGAAGGGCGCCUGGUUACGGUCCUCCGGAGGACCAAGACAUCAGGUCCGAACAGGAGGAUCAAAGAGCUACCGCUAUGUGUCAGCGAAAUGGCCUUCUUCGAGGAUCCGAGCUGGAUAAAGGCUGGCUUUGAGCUAAUCAAGGAGAAG